Owenia fusiformis is the source of this 983-nucleotide messenger RNA. The record is from the annotation of a GenBank genome assembly. NCBI's taxonomy places the organism in Eukaryota, Metazoa, Annelida, Polychaeta, Sabellida, Oweniidae.
UCUGAAUUGAGGCUCAUUGUUGACAGUUGUCUUUCACUUGUAUAGGCCUACAAACACAUACGUAUAAACAAUUAUGGGAAAGGUUGUCGGAAAUGUGUCGCUACUCGUGUUGUUGAUUCUCUUUAUAUCAACAGAAUCGUCAAAAAUAAUUCGAGAAAAGCGUCAAUCCGACGAUCUCCUUAUUGGAGCAUGGAAUAUACAGACCUUUGGAGUAACCAAAAUGAGCAGACCUGAAGUUGUCGUAUCACUAGUUGCGGUAAUCCUGAGGUACGACGUGUUGCUCAUUCAGGAAAUCAGGGAUGCCUCAUUUACAGCAAUUUUCCAACUCUUAGAUGAAGUAAAUAGGAAUGAUCCCACGGGAGACGAGUGGGCAAUGGAACUAAGCGAUCGUCUUGGAAGAUCGACCUCUAAAGAACAAUACGCCUAUUUUUACAGAGUGAGUCUGGUGUCCAUCGAUGGGGACGACCAAUACCCGGAAUCGAGAGAUGAGUUUGAACGUCCACCGUACACUGUUCGUCUUCGAACGUCAACAUCUGCUGGAACAUUUUCUUUCGGAGGUAUUCAUGUAAAGCCUGGUGAUGCAGUAGCCGAGAUCGAUGGCCUGGCUGAUGUAUAUGACCACGUUGUUGGCGUCACAGGAGACUCGAAUGUCCUUCUUGGAGGAGACUUUAACGCUGGCUGUAGCUAUGUCCGACCUGGAGAUUGGGAAUUCAUUCGUUUACGUACUCAAUCGCGAUUCACAUGGCUUAUUGGCGAUGAUGCCGACACAAAUGUUGCCCAGGGAAGUCAAUGUGCCUAUGACAGAUUAGUGGUAUCUGGGAGUAGAUUACUUGGAGCCGUUAGAUCUGCGAAUGUUUAUAGGUUUGACGAUGCCUUAGGCCUGAGCAAUAGCGAGGCAAUGGCGGUCAGUGACCAUUAUCCCGUAGAGAUGGAAAUUGUGUAGGCCUGAUGAAGGAAGUAGACAAAUAUAGAAUUCAUGUUUA